Molecule: messenger RNA, 1590 nt
Organism: Microsporum canis CBS 113480
Lineage: Eukaryota; Fungi; Ascomycota; Eurotiomycetes; Onygenales; Arthrodermataceae
Product: aflatoxin efflux pump
Exons: 5
Coding region: 1-1590 (529 amino acids)
Biological process (GO): transmembrane transport
Molecular function (GO): transmembrane transporter activity
Source: RefSeq, a predicted model, not a curated record
AUGGAACCCAAUAACAAGGCUGAGGCCGACGCUCUACCAAACGACGAUAGCAACAAUGCCGUCGAAUACCCCAAUGCUUUCCGGGCAUCCUGUGUUUCUGUCGGAGUUGCCUUCGGUCUCUUUCUGGUCGGUCUGGACAUGGUAAGCGCCAAUAUCCCGCUUCUUCUUACGAUUGUUGCGGCUGCAAUCCCUCGCAUCACCGAUGAAUUUAAGGGUAUCAAUCUUGUUGGCUGGUACGGCUCUGCCUACUUCAUCACCCUGGCCUGCUUCCAGCCCUUCUGGGGCAAGGUCUACCCGUUCUUCUCGAUCAAGUAUACCUUCCUGGCCGCCAUCUUCAUCUUUGCCAUUGGCUCGCUGGUUGCUGGCGUUGCACCCAAUAGCACCGUCCUCAUCUUCGGACGGGCUGUCAUGGGCAUGGGAGGCGCAGGUAUCGCAUCAGGCGGAUACGCUAUCCUGGGCGUUGUUGUACGCCCACAGCUACGGCCCAUCUUCACCGGCCUUAUAACCACCAUCUAUAGCAUCGCCAACGUCCUAGGUCCGAUUCUAGGUGGCGUCUUUACUCAACAAGCCACCUGGCGCUGGUGCUUUUACGUUAAUCUCCCCAUUGGCGGGCUCGCAGCCCUUAUUAUCUUCUUCCUCUUCCACCCACCUAAAUCGGCCCACAAUACACCACUUAAGGAGAAGUUAUCACAUAUGGACCCUAUUGGUAUCGCUCUUGCCCUUGCCUCGCUCAUCCUUUUUACCCGCGUAUUUGAGAUUGCCGGCAUCAAGGAGAAAUGGAACUCACCUUCGGUUAUUGGCUUCCUUAUCGCCUGUCCUAUCUCUAUAAUUGCCUUUAUAGUCUCACAGUACCUUCAAGGCAACCAUGCUCUCCUUGUAGCACAGCACCUCAAACGGCGUAUCGUUGUUGUCGGUAUGGCCUAUGGCUUCUUCCAUGAGGGUGCCUUCUACCUCCUUCUCUACUAUAUACCAAUCUACUUCCAGGUUGUCAAAGACGCCUCUCCUUCUCAGGCCGGUGUCUAUAAUCUUCCCCUACUAAUCAGCUGCGGCGUUGGCUCGUUACUGGCAGGUACCCUAGUCUCGCUCACUGGACACUAUGUGCCCCUUAUGCUCUGGGCUGCUGCCGGCGGCUGUAUUGGUUCGGGCCUUAUCUACACCCUUAAUACAACCUCUCCAUCUACACAGUGGAUUGGUUAUCAGAUCCUUGCUGGCCUUGCGUAUGGUUCCGGCCUGCCCUUAGCUAUUAUAGCAGCCCAGGCCCGUACGAAGCCAGAAGACCUUGCCUCUACCACAGCUAUGAUGCUAUUUUCCUUCUGUGUUGGCACAUCGACCUCCCUAGCCGCUGGCCAAUCCGUCUUAAGUAACUUUCUCCUAUCAAAAUUACCCUCUCUGGCUCCAGGUGUCGAUCCUCUCCAAGUUAUUACCACAGGGGCUACUGAAAUCCGUCAUGCGUUCCCCGAAGCUGCUAUUCCCGGUAUUGUUCAGGCCUACCUCUUCUGUCUACGUGUUAUCUUCUUAAUUGUCACUGCAUAUGCUGGCAUUGCAGUCUUGUGCACCUUCGGGAAUAGAUGGCAGCGGUUAAAGUUAUAG